This is a messenger RNA of Labrus mixtus (cuckoo wrasse), 3766 nucleotides long. RefSeq names its product adrenoceptor alpha 2C (gene adra2c). Gene Ontology annotation, cellular component: membrane. Gene Ontology annotation, biological process: platelet activation; adenylate cyclase-activating adrenergic receptor signaling pathway; regulation of smooth muscle contraction. The record is from RefSeq and is a predicted model, not a curated record. The transcript has a single exon. NCBI's taxonomy places the organism in Eukaryota, Metazoa, Chordata, Actinopteri, Labriformes, Labridae. Gene Ontology annotation, molecular function: alpha2-adrenergic receptor activity. Bases 358 to 1710 code for a protein of 450 amino acids.
UGGAACGAUGCGGGCGCAGUCGAGAUAUUAGAGGACGCGCUGAGAAGGAUAGGCGCUCUCUGAAUAUGAAGAUUUUGAGCAUACGAGAUGUUUUUUAAUGAGGACAUGUCAUGCUUUCUAUAUUGCGUUAUAUCUAUCCAUUCUUCUUUUGUCAUUUUCUCUAUUUACCCACGAGAGUCUUGCACGCAUGAUCUGGAAGAUCGCAGGUGAGGAGAUAUGAAGAAGAAUGCCAUAAACUGUAGAUUUCUAGUUGAAUAUGCACUGACGCACUUGUGGGAUAUUUCUAUGGAUUACUUUAAUAGAUUUAUUUAUGAUUUUUAACAAUACAUCGAUCUAAAAACAGAAAAAACGACCACAAUGGAUGUAUUUAAUAGCUCUAAUCUGGAGGACGGAAUUGAAGCAGUGAAUAUCUCCUAUAAUUCUACAUCUCAGAGUCGAUACACCCAGCUUUCUAUCUGGAGUCUGGCCGGACUUGUAAGCUUUCUAAUUUUAUUUACAAUAGUUGGAAAUGUCCUAGUUGUUAUCGCUGUUUUAACGAGCAGAGCUUUGAAACCACCUCAGAACCUUUUUCUUGUUUCCCUGGCCAGUGCGGACAUACUGGUGGCCACCCUGGUCAUGCCAUUUUCUCUUGCAAAUGAACUCAUGGGCUACUGGUUUUUUGGUAAAAUUUGGUGUGACAUCUACCUGGCUCUUGACGUUUUAUUUUGCACUUCCUCCAUAGUUCACUUGUGUGCUAUUAGUUUGGACAGGUAUUGGUCAGUGACACAGGCUGUGGAGUACAACUUAAAGAGAACCCCCAAAAGAGUUAAAUUCAUGAUUGUGGUGGUAUGGUUGAUUUCAGCUGUUAUCUCCUUUCCACCACUGAUAUCAAUGGACAGGAGCAAUAAUGAGUCCAGUCCCCAGUGUUUCCUGAAUGAUGAGACCUGGUACAUCCUCUACUCCAGUAUUGGCUCAUUCUUUGCCCCCUGUGUCAUCAUGAUCCUUGUUUAUGUUCGGAUUUACCAAGUUGCAAAGACCAGGACCAGAACAAUGUCAGAGAAGAAGAGGGAUGUGGACUUUCCACUGGAUAACGGGAUGGAGCAAGCUGAACCAGGGAGAGGAGGAUCAUUAAAGUCUAACAGGACCGGCAGCAUGAGAGAACAGGAACGGGAGAAUGGGUACUGCCAAGAGCCAGAAACUCAAUCCCCUCUUCCAAAUGAGGCGAAGCAUCUGCCAACCGACCACAAUGAUGAUUUUGAGGACAGCAGCUCAUCAGAUGAGAAACCUAAAAAGGGUUUCAGUUUCUCCAAACAUCAACAUGAAAACAAAAAAGACAGGAAGUUCAGCCGGAAAAGCAGCUCAGCCUCUAAAUACUCAAGCAGGAAGUCACGAGCCAGUUCCAAGUCUUUGGAGCUCUUCUCGUCUAGAGGCAAACGAAGAAGCACCAUCAAUGGGAAGAAAGUUUCAGCUGCCCGGGAGAAGCGUUUCACCUUUGUCCUUGCUGUUGUAAUGGGCGUUUUCGUUGUCUGCUGGUUCCCAUUCUUCUUCUCUUAUAGCUUGUACGGAGUCUGCAGGGAGCUGUGCAAGGUUCCUGAGACAUUGUUCAAGUUUUUUUUCUGGAUUGGCUACUGUAACAGCUCACUUAACCCGGUCAUCUACACCAUCUUCAACCAAGACUUCCGCAGAGCCUUCCAAAAGAUCCUCUGUAGGUCAUGGAAACGUUCUUUCUAAAUGUGGGCAUGGAUGCAUUUGUAAUAAAUUUUGGAUGAAAGGAUUUAACUACUGUGCAAAGAAGGAUUACAAUGCAAAAGUAAGCUGACAAUAUACACAUCAUGUUCUUUUAUUUAACACCAUCAGGCUGAUUUUAGACUGAUGGAGCCUCAGGUUAUUCCUUAUUUUUUAGACUUCUUUUCCAUUUAUUUAAAUACAAGAAACUAACUCUUAACAGUCACUUGAUGUAUGCACACCACAGUGGCUCAUCUGCAUGGACUGCACAGGAGGUAAAUGGUUUAGAGAAUCACUUGAUUCAUAAUGUUACCUUAUCCACUCAGUUUAAUGCCAAGGCCUUGACAAUCUCUACACAACUGUUACUCGAAGCGUCAGUGAUAUAUUCUCUAUGACACUCACAACAAUAGGGCAUUGGGACAAUCGGCCUCCUUCCUUACUGUUUCAGUAGCAAACCUGUUGUUAUGGUGAUAUUGUUUUCUUAAGUUCUCCAUGUGGGGCUCAAAAGAGUCAAAAGCGGAAACUGAAGGGGAAGACAUUGUAUGAGGACAUACAGUAUGUUUUGUUUUUUGUAUACUUGCACAUGUGGCUUGGAAUCAAUCCAGAAACUGUUACACUUAGUACAUCAAUGUUAACUGGGCAUGUCCCCUUACAGACAAAUGUUUGCACCUGUCUUUGAGGAUAUGAAUGGAAUAAGGAAAUCCAGACAAGGCAGAUUAUUAGCCUCUGAGGCUUCACUGUUUACUGAAAUGUGUUAGUUCUGUGUGUGUGUGUGUGUGUGUGUGUGCGUGUGUGUGUGUGUGUGUGCGUGCGCGUGCGUGCAUGCGUGCGUGUGUGUGUGUGUGUGUGUGUGUGUGUGUAUAAGCGUGCUUUGUUUAAAUAGCCUGAUUCUUUGUGGUUAUGUGUCACAACUCCAAAAAUCAUAACCAGACAUGUAUUAAUAUAUUAAAGAUGUACUUUGUGUUUAAAGAACAAUUCCCAUAAGGUUUUUUUUCUGUUACUGUUCAUUAGCCUCUGUACUUUUUUUAAAAUAACUAAUGUUUACUUCUCUGCUUUGAGCACAUACUAAAAGAUCAAAUAAAGCCUUUUUUUGUCAUUUGAAAAUUCCUGAAGCGUGUACAGUAUUCAGAGUCCAUUUUCCAUCUCCUAAUGUUUCUGUUGUGCAGCUGUUGUUUUUGUAUUAUUUAAGCUGACUCUCUAAUAACUGUGAAUUAGAACACACAAAUGUAAAUGGUCUUACUUGGUAAACUGCUGGCAUUUUUUUAAAAUUUGAUUCUUUCUAGUAAGCUGCUGUUGUUCAGGCUUGAUCAGUGAAGGUUAUUUAUCUGGAAUCCAUCCUGCCUACGAUACGGUAUUAUUCCCUGGGUAGACUGGUGAGCGGGAGACUGAAAUCAGGUUUAUUCACACAAAUAAGUCACCAGCACGUUUAUCAAAACUUUAACAUUAUGUAUAUGUUUGACUUAAAAAGUCACAAUGUGAAACAACAACUGCCCUAUAGUGGUUGUUGUGGUGAUGCCUGUCAAGUCAAAUUGUUGGUAGCUAAGCCAUUAAAUUACACCGAUAAAUAGAAGCUAAUUAUAAUUCUCCAAAGCAUGUCAUGGGAGAGUGAGUGCAUAAAAUAGCAUGUGAAAAAGUUUCUUGGGGAAAGUGACAGCUGAAAAGACCAGCCUCACAGACUCCACUUUGCAAUUUGCUGGACAAAUCCACGUUAAAUGGCUUUUGUCAUGAUGGAGUCUAAAAAAUGUGGCUCAUGUUGUUAUAUGCAAAUCAGGAUGACUGAUUGGUCAACGACAAAAUGUUGAGGUUGCAGUAGACUCUUUAUGGAACUGUGCAGGACUUGCCACUUACCCAACAUACAUUUUAUUAAACACACAGUUUAUGAGUUAUGCCGCUGGGAGGCUCCCAAUCAAAAAAAUUACAACAUAUGACUUUGACGUUUGUGGGGAAUCACGGGAGAGACUCUGUCUGCUGUUCCACCACCACCCCUGAUCAAAACGUACUUCCAGUUGACUAGUUAAGACAAACGGCUGAAACAGACCCGAGGAAGAUGUUUACUGACGAG